UUCGUUUUGUUGUUGGAAAAGCCCUUUUUCGGCUAGAGAAGUGAAACCCAAACAAACAAAAGGGGGAAAAAAAAACAGAGAAAUCCCAGGCCUCUCUCUCUCUCUCUCUCCUCUCUCUCUCUAUCUCUCCCUCGCGACUUUCAAACUCUCUCAACCCUCGUCGACCAGAUGAGCGAGAAAGCUCCGAAGCUCUGAAACGACGCCGCUAGCUCGACGAAGAAAAUGGCUCAGAAGCUUGAGCAGCAGCUCAAGGAGUUGGGAUCCAAGCUUGAGAGCCUUCCUUCCACCAAAGACGCUCUCGUCAAGCUCUUGAAGCAAGCUGCAACAUGCCUUUCUGAGUUGGACCAAUCGCCGUCUGCAUCGAUGCUAGAGUCAAUGCAGCCUUUCCUCGAUGCAGUUGUUAAGCCAGAACUGCUGAAGCAUCAAGAUAGGGAUGUCAAGCUUUUAGUUGCAACAUGUGUUUGUGAGAUAACGCGAAUUACUGCACCUGAAGCUCCUUAUAGUGAUGAUGUUCUAAAGGAUAUUUUUCACUUGAUUGUUGGCAUUUUUGAUGGAUUACGUGACACAAGCGGUCCAUCAUUUGGUAGGAGGGUUGUCAUUUUGGAGACUCUUGCGAAAUAUAGAUCAUGUGUUGUAAUGUUGGAUCUUGAAUGUGAUGAUCUGGUUAAUGAUAUGUUCAGUACGUUUCUUGCUGUUGCCAGUGAUGAUCAUCCGGAAAGUGUUAUUUCAUCAAUGCAGACCAUUAUGAUCGUUCUUUUAGAGGACAGUGAGGAAAUACGAGAGGAUCUUUUAUUUAUUUUAUUGUCUGUAUUGGGUCGUUAUAAAAGUGAUGUGAGUAUGGCGGCGAGGAGGCUUGCUAUGAAUGUUAUAGAACAAUGUGCAGGGAAACUUGAAGCUGGCAUCAAACAAUUUCUUAUAUCAUCAAUGUCAGGAGAUAGCAAGUCCGUAAAGUAUCAGAUUGAUUUUCAUGAAGUGAUUUACGAUGUAUACCGUUGCGCUCCCCAGAUCAUAGCAGGUGUUGCACCAUAUCUAACAGGAGAACUACUGUCUGACCAGCUAGAUACUCGUCUCAAGGCAGUUGGCUUAGUUGGUGACCUAUUUGCUUUACCGGGCUCCACUAUCUCUGAGGCCUUUCAGCCAAUCUUUUCUGAGUUUUUGAAGAGGUUGACUGAUAGAGUUGUUACUGUUAGGAUGUCCAUUCUCGAACAUGUGAAGAGUUGUCUGCUGUCAAAUGCUUCCAAAGCUGAAGCUCCCCAAAUUAUUUCUGCACUUUGUGACCGGCUGUUGGACUUUGACGAUAAAGUAAGAAAGCAAGUUGUUGCUGUUAUUUGUGAUGUGGCAUGCCAUGAUUUAAGUUCCAUUCCACUGGAAACCGUGAAACUUGUUGCUGAACGUCUUCGUGACAAAUCUCUACUUGUGAAAAAAUAUACCAUGGAGAGGUUAGCUGAGAUGUACAGAGUUUAUUGCUUGAAGUGUGCUGAUGGGUCAAUCAAGACUAAUGAAUUCGAUUGGAUUCCUGGAAAGAUUUUGAGAUGCUACUAUGACAAAGAUUUCAGAUCUGAUACAAUUGAAUCUGUUCUUUGUGGAUUGCUGUUCCCAAUUGAAUUUUCAAUCAAAGAUAAAGUUCAACAUUGGGUAAGAGUCUUCUCAGGCUUUGACAAGGUUGAGGUAAAGGCUCUUGAGAAGAUUCUGGAGCAGAAGCAAAGGUUACAACAAGAGACACAGAGGUAUCUGUCUCUUCGGCAGACGUAUCAGGAUGGUGAUGCUCCGGAGAUCCAAAAAAAAGUUCUUUAUUGCUUCCGCAUGAUGUCACGCUCAUUUGCUGACCCGAUAAGGGCUGAAGAGAAUUUUCAGAUUCUUGAUCAGUUGAAAGAUGCUAACAUCUGGAAGAUUCUUACGAGUCUUGUUGAUCCAAAUACUAGCUUCCAUCAAGCUUCUACUUCCCGGGAUGAUUUGCUUAAGAUUCUUGGUGAGAAGCACCGUUUGUACGAUUUUCUUAGCACUCUCUCCUUGAAGAGUUCUUAUCUACUUUUCAACAAGGAGCAUGUGAAGGAACUUCUUCUGGAGGUUGCCGCUCAAAGGUCUAUUGGGAAUUCACUGUAUACUUCAUCAUGCAUGAAUAUACUGGUGAUUCUUGCACGAUUCAGCCCAAUGCUACUUAGUGGGGCAGAAGAAGAACUCAUAAAUUUUCUUAAAGAUGGCGAUGAAGUUAUAAAAGAAGGUAUUUUGCAUGUUUUAGCGAAGGCUGGUGGUACCAUUCGAGAACAACUAGCUGUGUCAACAAGUUCCAUAGACCUUAUGUUGGAGAGGGUAUGCUUAGAAGGCAGUCGAAGGCAGGCAAAGUAUGCCGUACAUGCCCUUGCAGCAAUAACAAAGGAUGAUGGACUUAAAUCACUUUCUGUUCUUUACAAGCGACUUGUGGAUAUGUUGGAGGAGAAGUCACAUUUGCCUGCUGUACUGCAAUCACUGGGUUGUAUAGCACAGACUGCAAUGCCCGUUUUUGAAACCAGAGAGAGCGAAGUUGAAGACUUCAUAAUAAAUAAGAUCUUGAAAUGCAGUGAUAAAGAAGGUGGAAAGAAGACUUCUUGGGAUGAAAGAAGCGAAGUUUGUUUGUUAAAGAUAUUUGGGAUUAAGACAUUGGUCAAAAGCUACUUGCCUGUCAAAGAUGCGAAUGUUCGUCCUAAUAUUAAUGGCCUUCUAGAAAUUCUCAGGAACAUUCUUUUAUUUGGAGAAAUGUCAAAAGAAAUAGAAUCAAGUUCAGUUGACAAGGCCCAUUUGCGGCUAGCUUCUGCAAAGGCAAUCAUUCGUCUGUCAAAGAUCUGGGAUGAUAAAAUACCUCUUGACAUCUUCUACUUAACCUUGAGGACAUCAGAGAUUAGUUUCCCCGAAGCUAAGAAAGCAUUUCUGAGCAAAGUUCACCACUACAUAAGGGAUCGGCUUCUGGAUGGAAAAUAUGUCUGUGCUUUCUUGUUUAAUAUUUUUGGAUCUGAGCCAUCUGAGUUUCAAGAGGAGAAACAGAACCUAGCUGACAUUAUUCAGAUGUAUCAACAAACAAGGGCGCGGCAACUCUCUGUUCAAAGCGAUGCAAAUUCCUUCACAGCUUAUCCUGAAUACAUUAUCCCAUACUUGGUCCAUGCUCUUGCUCAUCAUUCAUGCCCUGACGUUGAUGAAUGCAAGGAUGCCCAAGCUUUCGAAGUACUAUACAGGCAGUUGUACUUGAUUCUUUCUAUAAUGGUUCAUAGAGAUGAAGAUACUAAAUCAGAGGCCAGUAGCAACAUGCUAAAAGAAACCAUUUUUGCUGUAAUGUCCAUCUUCCGAAGUAUCAAACAAUCUGAAGACAUAGUUGAUGCAGCGAAGUCAAAGAAUUCGCAUGCUAUUUGUGACCUUGGGUUGUCAAUUAUUAAGCGCUUAGCUCCAAAAGAGUAUGAAGUUCAAGGGUCGACUGCAUCAGUUCCCCUGCCUCCAAUCAUGUACAAACCAUAUGAGAAGAAAGAAGGGGACGAGUCUGUGGCUGAAGGUCAAACGUGGCUGGCUGAUGACAGUGCUCUGACACACUUCGAGUCACUUAAGCUGGAAACUACUCAGACACUUGAUUCAGAAAUUGCUGAAGAUGGGGUUUUAAAACAAAGUGAAACGGAUGGAAAGGAAGUUCCUCUGGGGAAAAUGGUCAAGCAUAUAAAAUCUUAUAGCGCCAAGGGCAAAAAGUUUAAAAAGGACAAGUCUGCAUUGGCUGAAACAGGAAAUGCUGAAAAUGAUGUUGAUAUCCUAAAAAUGGUGAGAGAAAUAAAUUUGGAUAACUUGGGGAAAUCAAGCAAGUUUGCAUCAAGCAAUGGUCAUGAACAUUCCCCAAGUAUGAAAUCAAGACUUGAUCUAAAGCUUCAAAAAGGUGAAAAAAGAAAAGCUAGUGGUGAGACAUCUGUUUCGGUUCCUAAACGAAGAAGGUCAAUGUCCAGUCAAAGACCAAGUAGUACUUCAAAGGCUCCAUUGUCAGAUACGGGGGAUGAUUUACUUGAAAGAAAGCUUGGUGGGAGCAACAAGUCAGAUUUGUUGACUCCGCGCUUUCAAAAGACAUCGAAAGGCAAAGGGAAAGGUUUGGAUCGGAGUCGUGAUGAGGAGGCAGAUGAAGUUGGAGAGGCCAGUGACCUUGAGGUUUCUGUGGGAUCUGCGAAGAAGCGGAAAAGAAAAAGCAUUUCGGUUAUGGCAAAGUGUAAAUUUAAAGACGGUGGAAAAGAUAUUGAAGACUUGAUUGGCUGCAGAAUAAAAGUUUGGUGGCCUAUGGAUAAGCAAUUUUAUGAAGGCACAGUGAAGUCAUAUGACGCCAUGAAAAAGAAGCAUGUGGUUUUAUAUGACGAUGGAGAUGUUGAAGUACUUCGUCUGGAAAAGGAGCGCUGGGAGGUUAUUGACAAUAGUCGCAAACCUGUGAAGAAAGUGAAUACAUCAAAGAGUUCCCCUGCAAAAGAUAUAUCACCUGGUAAAACUAAAAAUUUUGGCAGCUCGGGACAGAAAAAGAAAGCAAUUAAGACAGAUAAAGGGAAAAGAACACCCAAAAAAGUUUCUAAGCAGGGGAGAAAGGGCGCAUCCAAAAGUAAUAACUAUGAAUCAGAGGAAAAAGAGAGUUCAGAUGUAUCAGAUCUUGAGCCCACCAUGAAAUCUAAAAUUGAUGAAAUGAACUCAGGUAGUUCAGACGGGGAGCACGAUGAGAAAAUGGAUGAGAACUUAACAGAUGAGGGGGGAUCUGAUAACGAAGUGAAGUCAGUGUCUAAGAGAAAACAGUUGGCUGAUAAGGAGGAAAGCCCUGAUAAUAUGGAGGAGCCCGAUGAAGAGAAACCUGAUACUGGAGGGAGGCCUGAUGAAGAUAUGGAGAGCAGCCCACAAGAUGCUCAGAAGAGUGAAGAGAAACAACAUUCAGAAGGGGACCAUGAUGAUGAAUCUAGUGAAGCCUCAGGAAAGCAGGCAACAGGGGAAGAGAAGGUGGACUUUGAAGAUGAUCAAGGUGAGCUGGCUAAAGAGGAAGACAACUCAGAUGCCGGAGAUAUUCAAGUUGAGCAGGCUAAAGAGGAAGACAAUUCAGAUGCCGGAGAAGAUAUUCAAGGAGAACAGGCUAAAGAGGAAGAUAAAUCAGAUUCUGAAGAUAUCCAUGAAGAUCAGACUAGAGAGAGAGAGAAAUCAGGUUCUGCAGAUAAUCAAGAAACAGAUGAUGUUGGGAGUAGUCCCUUAAAACCGAAGAAAGCCCAGAAAGAGUCUGUUGCUGGGGAUGCUGAAAUUUCUGAUGAUGAGCCUCUGAGCAAAUGGAAGCAUUGGGUGGGAAAGAAGGGCUCAAAGCGUCUACGAUGAGCAGUUCAUCUGCCACACCAAUCAACUUUACAAAGCUGCAGUAUUGCGGCGGAUUUCUGUACCUGUUUUGAGUUCGUUGUUUAGCUUGGAGAAUUCGAGGGAGGUGAACAUGGAGUUCAAUUACCAAAAACCAUGAAUAAAUGUACCGAGCAGUUACCCCGGAAGCCCCAUGUAGAUUGUAAAAAUAACAGUAGACAGUCCCACGUUUAGGUAGGCAAGUGUUAGCGCGUGUAACAAUGUCGGGACAUGAUUAGCGGUAGAUGGUAGGUUUGACAUACCCUAGUGAAUCUUCUUAUAACCGAUAAAUCCAUCACCUACAUGUACAGCUAUACGUGGGGAAAGUUAAUUAUAUGUUGUUUUAUUCAUGAUUGAAUUCUAACACCCAUCAAGGUUGAUACUUUUGCGUCCUUUUGGUCUAUUGGUUGCUGUAAUUAUGCUAUGCUUCUUUUCACUCGUUGUAGAAAUAUUAUUAUCAUUACUAGCCGAGUGGUGUUGGCAAAUC
Messenger RNA from Morus notabilis, 5836 nucleotides. Its product is annotated as sister chromatid cohesion protein PDS5 homolog A. Gene Ontology annotation, biological process: mitotic sister chromatid cohesion; DNA repair. Gene Ontology annotation, cellular component: nucleus; chromatin. The record is from RefSeq and is a predicted model, not a curated record. NCBI's taxonomy places the organism in Eukaryota, Viridiplantae, Streptophyta, Magnoliopsida, Rosales, Moraceae. Bases 223 to 5334 code for a protein of 1703 amino acids. The transcript is spliced from 34 exons.